This is a messenger RNA of Hyposmocoma kahamanoa, 966 nucleotides long. RefSeq lists its product as uncharacterized. The transcript has a single exon. The record is from RefSeq and is a predicted model, not a curated record. NCBI's taxonomy places the organism in Eukaryota, Metazoa, Arthropoda, Insecta, Lepidoptera, Cosmopterigidae. Bases 50 to 769 code for a protein of 239 amino acids.
UAUCCCUUCUUACCCUUUCAUAGCAACUCAUGAGAACGUAUUCGUGUACAUGGAGGCAGAAUGCCCGAAGUUCAGUCACAGUUACCUCUGCAAUAAAGGAACCAACCUUCAACUCCGGGCUACCCCAGACUGCGUACACCAACUAAUAAUAAACCAAGACUUACAGGAAUCCUGCCAAGUAACAACAGUACUACUACAAAAGCCAGCAAUGGAACAGCUCGAUGAUCAGCACUACGUCGUCUCGUUCCCUCAGCCGACGAGAGUUCAAUUAACAUGCGAAAGAGAAGAUUACAAUUUACUGCAAGGGAGUUACCUAGUGACUAUUCCCCUCAAUUGCUAUCUACGGACCGCAGAGUUCACCAUUACGAAUGACAAGGACGAAAUAAAAGGUCAUCCUCUGAAGCUCACUAAAAUCCCAUAUGACGUAAUGAAACAAGUUGCAACCCCAAGCCACGUACACCUGAAAUCUAUUGAUUUGAAAGGACUACACAACGUCCAGAGCAAACUUUUAGUCGAGCCUCCCUUAACACUCGAUACAAAUGAAACCAAUGUCCUAUAUCACACAACGAUACCCCUAUACGUGAUAAUAAUAGGUGCAUGCGCACUCGUUAUAGCCAUUAGAAGCCGAAGACGCAACUUAUGGAACUGCAAACUUCGAAACGCCCAAGAAGCCAAACCAACAUUCAAUCAGACUCUCGAAGACCCUGAAAAAGCUGAAAAUCAUAUAGAUGGCCUACCAGCAAUAUUUUCACUAAACGUUAGAAAAUAAUUGCUCAUCUGAGGGUGGAGGAGUUAGAUAUCGCAGUACAAAGGAAGCCGCCGACUCCACAGUUCUACAGAACGAAGGCACAGCAAAUGCACCGAUCACGAGGCGCUGGAUCAGCACACGUGUCGCGUUUUACCGGAACAACGUAAUUUCUCAGUCAACUCACUUUUGGUUCAACCUUCGUACAAUUGUCACCUAUC